GACCGGCCGGGGGCGGGGCCUGGGCCGCGGCCGCAAUCCGGGCCUCCGGGACUCUCGCUGCCAGCGCGGUCCGGUGGCCUGGGUCACUCCCCUCCGUCGGGGCCGGGUGCUGUGACAGCCGCGGCCCUCAGCCGAGGGGCAGCGCAGCUUCUGAAGUUGGGCCUGCCGCGGGGCACGAUGCGGGGGUCUGUGCGUGCGGUGUGAGGCGGCGGCUCUGGGCGGCGGGCCGGGCCGGGGCCGCUCAUGGUGCCGCCACGACUCCAUCGAGGGGCAGGAAAGCCAGGCGGGCUGAGUUCUUUACCUCCGUUUGGACUGAGAUCUGGCCACUUUGCAGGCAUUGCAUUUGAGGAUCUCAGAAAAGCCCUUGCAACGAGACUGCAAAUGGUUUAUGUGUUUAUCAUGAACCGUGUGAAUUCCCAGAGCAGUGGUUUCAGUCAGCGCAGGCGAAUGGCCCUGGGGAUAGUGAUUCUCCUGCUGGUUGAUGUGAUAUGGGUGGCAUCCUCAGAACUCACCUCGUAUGUCUUCACGCAGUACAACAAGCCAUUCUUCAGCACCUUUGCGAAAACAUCCAUGUUUGUCCUGUACCUUUUGGGCUUCAUUAUUUGGAAGCCUUGGAGGCAACAGUGUACAAGAGGAUUUAGAGGGAAGCCUGCUGCUUUUUUUGCAGAUGCUGAAGGUUACUUUGCUGCUUGCACAACAGAUACAAGUAUGAGUAGUUCUUUGAGUGAACCUCUUUAUGUUCCUGUGAAGUUUCAUGAUCUCCCAAGUGAGAAGCUCGAGAGCACAAACAUUGGGACUGAAAAAACUCCUAAGAAGUCCCGUGUAAGGUUCAGCAAUAUCAUGGAGAUUCGCCAGCUCCCAUCGAGCCAUGCGUUAGAGGCCAAGCUCUCUCGGAUGUCUUAUCCCACUGUGAAAGACCAAGAAUCCAUACUGAAGACUGUAGGGAAAUUGACUGCAACCCAAGUAGCAAAAAUUAGCUUUUUUUUUUGCUUUGUGUGGUUUUUGGCAAAUUUGUCAUACCAAGAAGCACUUUCAGACACACAGGUUGCCAUAGUGAAUAUUUUGUCUUCAACUUCUGGGCUUUUUACUUUAAUCCUUGCAGCUGUAUUUCCGAGUAACAGCGGAGACAGGUUUACCCUCUCUAAACUAUUGGCUGUAAUUUUAAGCAUUGGAGGUGUGGUGCUGGUGAACCUGUCUGGGUCUGAAAAGUCUGCUGGAAGAGACACAAUAGGUUCCAUUUGGUCCCUUGCGGGAGCUAUGUUCUAUGCUGUCUACAUUGUGAUGAUCAAGAGAAAGGUAGACAGAGAAGAUAAAUUGGAUAUUCCAAUGUUCUUUGGUUUUGUAGGUCUGUUUAAUCUGCUGCUCUUAUGGCCGGGGUUCUUCUUACUGCAUUAUACUGGCUUUGAGGACUUCGAGUUUCCCAACAAAGUGGUACUGUUGUGUAUCAUUAUCAACGGCCUCAUCGGAACAGUUCUGUCUGAGUUUCUGUGGUUAUGGGGCUGCUUUCUUACCUCAUCGUUGAUAGGCACACUUGCACUAAGCCUUACGAUACCUCUCUCCAUCAUAGCCGACAUGUGCAUGCAAAAGGUGCAGUUUUCUUGGUUAUUUUUUGCAGGCGCUAUUCCUGUAUUUUUUUCAUUUUUUAUUGUUACUCUCCUAUGCCAUUAUAAUAAUUGGGAUCCUGUGAUGGUAGGAGUCAGAAGAGUUUUUGCCUUUAUAUGCAGAAAACAUCGAAUUCAGAGAGUUCCAGAAGACAGUGAACAGUGCGAAAGCCUCAUUUCUAUGCACAGCGUUUCUCAGGAGGAUGGAGCUACUUAGCUGCUGUGGUCUGCAGUCCAGCUUAAUUCUACAGUGGAGAGACGAUCUGGCGAGUCCUUUGUAGAAGGGUUUCAGUGCCUAGUCUGAACACGAGCCGUUUCAGUUCUUUGAAACUCUACAUUUUCCACACGUCUGCUUCAUUUUCAAAAUGAAGGCUGUUUCCUGUAGGUCUCGUGAAGUCCAGUUGCUCUGAAGGAUCAACCUGCCUUACGUAUCAGUUCAGUUCCUGAAACCAGUGGAACUAUUCAAGGGAUGAAAUUUCUCUGGAGACUCUGUUUAAACAUACUUUACAGUUUCCGAGACCACCUAAGUAAGAUGAGCAUUUCUGACAGGUGGGUGCCAGUCUGCACUGCCCACAGUGAGUGCAGGUUGUUUUUUAGUUUGGUAGAUUGCAAAGUAAGCACACAGAAGGAAUGUUAGUUAGUGGGACAGUACAUUCAUGUAAGGUUGGUGGCGCUUUAGAGACAGGCGAGCGUCUGAGCAGACCUGCUCGGAGCACACUGCACUCUGUGAUCCUCCCUGGUGUCUGGUGCCUUCUAUCUUAAAAAACAUGACAAGUCAGAACAGUUUUAAAGGGAAGACUUGUAAACUGGAAAAUCAUGUAUUUCUAAAGGCUGUGUAGCUAUAAAUUAGUUGAGAAAGCUCUGUUUCAUUUAGAGUUUUAAAGGAAUAUUCUCUCUUCAAUUAAGAAAUUUUCAUAAUGGAAUGGUUUAAAUUGAAGUGAUAAAGAAUAUUAUUAGAAUAAAAUGUUUGUAUAUGUAUUUGUGUAUUAAAGAUGUAUUGAGUAAUUUUGUAUUUUUUACAUAUAAAUGUGCUAAAUUACUCUAAAACUGGGUGCUGCUUCCUUAAGUAAUCUUACUUUUCCUAAGUAAAUUUAAAUGCUUAAAAUAAAAAAAGAAAGGCAAGGAAAAACUCUGCUUUAG
Molecule: messenger RNA, 2741 nt
Organism: Mus pahari (shrew mouse)
Lineage: Eukaryota; Metazoa; Chordata; Mammalia; Rodentia; Muridae
Gene: Slc35f5
Product: solute carrier family 35 member F5
Exons: 16
Coding region: 244-1818 (524 amino acids)
Biological process (GO): regulation of peptide transport
Cellular component (GO): membrane
Source: RefSeq, a predicted model, not a curated record